UUUUUCUCUCUGGAAAUGUCAGUUUAGUUAUUUCAGUGCAAUAUAUUGGCAUGGGCAAACAGGACAAUCCUUGUCCAUGUGGUAAUCCGAAAUCCUGUUGUUGCACUGAGAAGCAAUGUAGUAGGAAGGCCACCAAAACCGAACCGGAACGUGUUCCGUGCAAGUGUGGGGCUAAAGCGGAACCCGAACAAACGGAAACUAAAUGUAACCCUAAAACUGAGAAGUCACGAAAACGAAGCAAAAAGUGCUGUUUAAUUUCCUAAAUUCAAGCGAUUACUUAUUUAGAAUUUCAAAUCGAAAUGUCAAAAUACUGUGCUGCCCUUUUUUGUCGAAAAUUCUGUGUAUAAAUUUGCCGGCUAAAAAUGAGUAAGCCUGGCUGUGGGAAGUGCGAAGCCUGCCCCUGCGGAAGUUCCAAGGCAGGUGGAAGUGGCAACAACACUAGCGGCCGCGCCGGCUGCGAUUGCAAAGCCGGUCCCAGCACAGGUACGAACACGCCCAGGUCUGCAGCAUGUAGCACGGAUAAGCCCCGGGUGCACAGCCCAAAGAUUGAUUGCAUGUGCAAGCCAGUCCGACAAAAGGAAGAGGAAUGUGCCGAUCACUACACCUGCAGCAGACAACGUCCCCAACCGCCACAGCUGGACUUGCAAUGUAACUGUAAAGAAAAACCGAAGAUAGAGUGCGCCUGUCCUAAAGAGCCGCCAGUCCCCAAGUGUCCUCCCAAAGAACCAACGCAUGAGUGUGUCGAGUGUGGUACCGAAAAAUGUGACUUUAAACCGAACUAUAAUGCUCCCGGUCUGGGCAACUGUGGACACUGUAGCGCGACAAACAAAAGAAAAAAGAAGGGCUGUUCCAUACAAUGAUCGGAGGGACUAACAAUAUAAAUCCCGAAAAAGCGCGUUAAGGCGGCAAAGCACGGCAAAUUCAGGCAUUACUCUAUUCAAAAUUUCCCGUAACCCAUUAUACUUACGAAACUCCUACCCACCAACCAAAACUUAUAUAAAGAAAGAAAUAAACUAAUUAAAGUCAGGACUACAAUA
This is a messenger RNA of Scaptodrosophila lebanonensis, 1037 nucleotides long. RefSeq lists its product as uncharacterized. Lineage: Eukaryota; Metazoa; Arthropoda; Insecta; Diptera; Drosophilidae. The transcript is spliced from 3 exons. The record is from RefSeq and is a predicted model, not a curated record. The coding region runs from base 363 to 860 and encodes 165 amino acids.